This is a messenger RNA of Geodia barretti, 399 nucleotides long. NCBI's taxonomy places the organism in Eukaryota, Metazoa, Porifera, Demospongiae, Tetractinellida, Geodiidae. The record is from the annotation of a GenBank genome assembly.
UAAAAAUGAAAAAAGAACAUGAUUUACCGUAUUACAAGGUUGUUCCUGCUCAUCGUAGCUUUCGUAGCGUUAGUGGGUAUCCGGGACACUUCCGCUGCUAUCACCGGGAAGAUUUCAGGUGUAGUCACCGCUGAAGCGACGAAAGCACCGCUGGCGGAUGUCACAGUAACAAUUGUGGGGACAAGCAGCACCACAACGACAAACGAUGCAGGCUAUUAUGUCCUCAUCAAUAUCCCACCGGGCGGUUAUGAUGUGAAGACGGAACUUGCUGGCUACGGCACUGAGACUGUGGCGGGCGCGAAGGUGUUUCGCUGGGCUUACCACAACCUUAAACUUCGCUCUAAAGGCUGCCGACGUUGUCACGCUCGAAGAGGUAACGGUAAGGGCUGUCAAACCGCU